UGUGGUAGCUGAUCAGUGGUUCUGUUUGAAUUUUGGAGGGAUUUUUAUUAGGUUAUUUGAAUCGAUCAGUAGAAACGCUGAAAGAAUUGUUUGUAUUAGAGUUUUAUUAACAAAUUAUAAAAUAUGUCCACUACAGAACCUACAAAUGCCUUGAAUUUAGAUUUGUCACAGCAACUGAGCUUCAUAAGGUUUUUCAAUAGUUUAACUGAGAAAUCAUCGACCACGAUAAGAUUCUUCAACAGGACCGAUUUUUACACAGUCCACGGCUCAGACGCUCUGGUUAUAUCUCAAAUCAAUGGCAGCACCGUCAAAUACAUGGGGGAAGAACCCAAACUGCAAUACGUCACCCUCAGCAGGUCCCAAUUCGAACUGGUACUGAGAGAGCUCCUCCUGGUUCGGCAGUACAGGGUCGAGGUCUUCCUCAAACAAACCCAGGGGAAGAACAAUGACUGGCAAGUGGAGUAUAAGGGGUCGCCAGGAAAUCUAUCCCAAUUCGAGGAAAUCCUUUUCGAGAACGCUGACAUAGUUUAUUCGAAUUGCGUUAUGGGAAUCAAAAUCGUAAAAAACAGAGUUCUAGCCAUAGCGUGUGUAAACGUGGCCGAAUCUAAGUUUAACGUUUGUGAGAUGGUUGAUAACGAUUGCUACACCGAGCUAGAAGCUUUUAUCGCUCAGAUAAGUCCCAAGGAGUGCAUCAUACCGGAAACGGAAAGCAACGAUUACACAUCUUUGAAGAAUUUGCUGGAGAGAAAUGGAGUUUUGGUCGCUAGAAUCAAAAAAUCAGAUUUUAACGCUUCUGAAGUUCUGGAAGAUCUCAAUAGACUUCUCCAUUUCCAAAAGGGCCAGACGAGGAACGCUCUGACUUACUCCGAAACCCAAUUGAACGAAGCUCUGGGAUCCUUGCAAGCCCUAGUGAAAUUCCUGAAUUUAUCCGGAGACGAGAGGAAUUUCAAUCAGUACAAAUUCGAAACGCUCGAUCUAUCGCGAUUCGUGAGACUCGACAACGCUGCACUACAAGCGCUGAACGUGUUCCCACUAGCCGGUACCAACACUGUAGAGGAUACCGUCCUGGUCCCCAACUCUUCGAAAUCCUCCAGCUUGAUGGGCGUUUUGAACCAUUGUUCCACUAAUCAAGGGAAAAGGCUGCUUUCCCAAUGGAUUAAGCAGCCUUUGAGGGAUCAAAACUUGAUAAACGACAGGUUGAACGUAGUGGACUGUUUCAUAACAGAUAUGGAAACCAGAGUGUCGCUAACUAAAGAUUGUCUUCCUCGGCUACCAGAUAUGUUGUUGCUGGUGAAGAAACUUUCUUCCAAAAAAGCCAAUUUGCAGGAUUGCUACAGAAUUUAUCAGACCGUAUCUGGAGUUCCCUAUCUGUUGAAAAAAUUGAGGGAAACUGGAAAUAAACACGUGAAGUCCAUGUUGGUAGAUCCCAUUUCCGAGAUAAUAUACAGUCUGCAGAAGUAUCUAGAGAUGAUCGAACAGGUUCUAGAUUUGGACCUGGUAGAUCGUGGGGAAUUUUUGGUCAAGCACACCUUCGACGAGCAGCUUAAAGAUCUGUACAAGGAGAAGCAGAAGUACGAGGAAAAAAUGCAGAAACUGCUGAGAAGGGCCACUGACGACUUGGGAUUGGAAGAUGGAAAGGUCAAACUAGAAUGCACAGAUCAACAUGGUUACUUCUUCAGGGUAACAUUGAAGGAGGAACAUGUUUUACGUGGCAAUAAACAAUACAGCAUCAUUGACGCUGUCAAAGGGGGGGUACGGUUCACGAAUGACAAAUUAUCCGAAAUAAACGAAGAUUAUCGAGGUUUGAAGGAAAAUUACGAACAGCAGCAAAAAGCGGUGGUCGAACAGAUACUCGAUAUAGCAGCUGGUUACGCCGAAACUAUGCGUAAUUUGAACGUCUACAUUGCAACGGUGGACGUGUUGACGUCCUUCUCUCUGGCGUCAGUUUCCGCUAAAAUACCUUACGUUAGACCGAAACUGCACGGUUCUGAUAAGGGCAUUUUCAAGUUGAAAAAAGUCCGUCAUCCUUGUCUAGAACAGCAGGAUCACAUAUCUUUCAUCCCGAAUGACGCGGAGUUCGACAAAGAAAACGAUACUUUGCAUAUAAUCACUGGUCCAAACAUGUGCGGUAAAAGUACUUUUAUACGUAGUGUAGGAGUAUGUGUCCUGAUGGCCCACAUAGGUUGCCAUGUGCCAUGCGAGAGCGCAGAAAUUAGCGUAGUCGACAGUAUUCUUGCCAGAGUUGGAGCUGACGAUUGUCAACUCAAAGGGCUGUCCACGUUCAUGUUGGAAAUGAUCGAAACAUCAACUAUUGUGAAAACAGCCACUUCCAAUUCUUUGGUAAUCAUAGACGAGCUAGGAAGAGGAACAUCCACUUACGAUGGUUGUGGAAUUGCUUCUGCCAUUGUCGAAUAUCUUGCCAGCGAGGUAAAAUGUUUCUCUCUUUUCGCCACUCAUUUCCACGAAAUCAUCAGUUUGGCCGACAAGUUCCCUAACGUCACGAAUUGGCAUGUCACAGCCGUAACGACCAAUAAUACCAUAACCCCCUUGUAUCAAGUGAGAGAGGGGCCAUGCGAUAAGAGUUAUGGAAUUCACUGCGCUCGCAUGGUUGGUUUUCCCGAGGAUGUCUUGCAGUGGGCCCAGGAAUACCAGAAAGAACUUGAACAUUACGAAGGGACCAGGUUGAUUGAAGAUUUUGAGGAUUCGUUGAAAAGAGAAUUGAUCGAGACUGGUGAUGAGAUAAUUAAAAAAACGAUACAAGACAUAGCAUCUCUACCUACAGAUAAUUUGUCGGACGAAGAGUUAGCUCAACAAUUACAAAAUAUCAAAGGAGAAAUUAUGAGUAAAAACAACAUGUUUUUGAAGGGUUUAUUAUGUGAAUAAUUUAACUUAUGUAUUUUUUAAGUUGGUAUUGUUAUUCGUUAUGUUUUUUGUAAAUAAACGUAAGAUUCAG
This is a messenger RNA of Coccinella septempunctata (seven-spotted ladybird), 2953 nucleotides long. It is a transcript of the gene spel1, whose product is annotated as DNA mismatch repair protein Msh2. NCBI's taxonomy places the organism in Eukaryota, Metazoa, Arthropoda, Insecta, Coleoptera, Coccinellidae. Gene Ontology annotation, cellular component: nucleus; MutSalpha complex. The transcript is spliced from 13 exons. Gene Ontology annotation, biological process: mitotic recombination; mismatch repair. Gene Ontology annotation, molecular function: ATP binding; mismatched DNA binding; ATP-dependent DNA damage sensor activity. Bases 124 to 2883 code for a protein of 919 amino acids. The record is from RefSeq and is a predicted model, not a curated record.